Molecule: messenger RNA, 1485 nt
Organism: Aspergillus calidoustus
Lineage: Eukaryota; Fungi; Ascomycota; Eurotiomycetes; Eurotiales; Aspergillaceae
Source: the annotation of a GenBank genome assembly
AUGAAUAUCAAUUCUAGCAAUAACCAUGACGCAAAUACAGCUAUUCCGUCGCUGCUGCUCCGCAAGAUUGACCGGCGAUUGAUUCCCCUGCUGUUCACAACAUACAUGCUGAGCUUCAUGGACAAGACCAUCCUGUCCAGUGCUGCCGUCUUUGGCUUGAUCGACGAUACUCAUCUACAUGGACAACAAUACAGCUGGGUCUCGAGUAUGUUUUACAUUGGAUACCUCGUCUGGGAAUUGCCCACCAGUCUUCUCAUCCCCCGGCUGCCGGUCGCCAAAUAUCUGGCUGUGAACACUCUCUUCUGGGGCGUGGUUGUGGCGUUGACAUCUGCUUGCUUCAACUAUAGCGGACUGCUGGUUGUCCGCUUUUUUCUCGGAGUCGCGGAGGCGACCAUAACACCGGCCUUCAUGUUCAUCACUUCGACAUGGUACACGCGUGACGAGAUUCCCAUUCGCACUGCUAUCUGGUUUGCGGGAAACUCGAUCGGUGGUCUUCUAGCCAGCAUCUUGGCCUAUGGCAUCGGCCAUGUCGAGCAUCCUCUCCGGCCGUGGAUGUGGAUGUUCAUCAUCCUGGGUCUCACCACCUUUGUAUGGGCAUUUGCGCUUCUCGCGUUCCUUCCCAGUAGUAUCUCGACUGCUUCGUUCUUAACGGAAGAGGAAAAGGAAUUAAUCAGCCACCGGGUCAUCACUGCCGGAACAGGCCGCACAGAGGGAACAAGCUGGAACCGCGACCAAGCUGUCGAGUGUUUCCGUGACCCAAAAACAUGGCAUCUCCUCGCAAUCGCCUUUCUGACACAGAUCCCCAACGGAGGUAUUCAGAACUUUGCCAACCUUGUCAUCGAGUCCUUCGGGUUUACAGCUCUGCAGUCGACGCUGGUCAAUAUCCCGUUUAGCAUCAUCGGCGGCGCAACAGUCACCUACACAGGCUGGCUCGCAGGCAAGUUUCGGAAAGUCAACUGCAUCCUUAUUGCGCUUAUCCUCGCAUUUGCCGGCACCGGAAGUGCAUUAAUUCACGCGCGCAUCUACCAUAUCUCGCAAGCUACCCAGCUUCUCGGUUUCUUUCUCCUUGCUGUAGGGCCUGGUGCGCUGCCUCUGACCAUGUCCCUAGCCCAGUCAAACUACAAGGGUGUCACCAAGAAGAUGACCAUGACAGGGUCAAUGUUCGUCGCAUACUGCGUGGGAAAUAUCGCAGGUCCUCAUCUGUUUCGGGCGAGUGAAGCACCAGCUUAUGAGACUUCUUUCCGGAUAAUUCUGAUCUGCUACGCCCUUGCAGCAACGCUGGCCCUCUCUCUGCAUGUAUACCUCCGUGUCGAGAACAAACGUCGCGAUCGACAAGAACGAAGGAUCCUGAGGGAUGUAGCUGCGCAAUCCGGUCUACCAGGAAGCACUGAAGUCUCCCCACUCAUAAGACGGACCACUGAGCAGACAAAAAGGGAUGAAGAUCUGACCGACUGGGGUACAUUUGGGUUCCGCUACCGAUGUUAG